Tuber aestivum (summer truffle) is the source of this 2557-nucleotide messenger RNA. The record is from the annotation of a GenBank genome assembly. Lineage: Eukaryota; Fungi; Ascomycota; Pezizomycetes; Pezizales; Tuberaceae.
ACAGGACGCGAGAUUUUGAUGAGCCGUCUUCUUUUCCUCUCUUCUUUCGACGGAUAGGAUAGGACGAGAUGAUAGGAUUCCAUACUUAUCCGAUGCGGGAGUGUUCCCGUUGAGAAUCUGUCGGAAGCAAAGCUACCGUAUUGGAAGUUGCUUUGCACUAGUCCACUACCGGUAGUUAGAACGUCUGCCAACACGCUGAGGGCAUUUUUUUUCCACUUUUUCCUCACUCGCUACCGGUGUGCAGUCUAGAGUGUCGGAUAGAACGGUCCCCGGAUUCGGACUUUUUACAAAUCGCCCAGAAUCGGAUCUUUGUAGCCCCCGUGAUAAAACCUUUUUGUUGUUCAUCGUAAUCGAGAGGGAUCAUGUUCUGGAUGAAGGAAACACGGAACAGAAAGGUUUCCUUUUGAGAAGAAUAGAUGUUUGGAUCCGAAGUUCACACAAGUGCUGGAGAAGUUGGGCGCGUUCGAUCCGAGGCGAGGCGUACUGUAUUGUGCGGCAAGUGGAGGGAGAGAUGUCGAUGUCGCAGAUGUCUUGGCUUAAAAAAAGCUUUCCCUUGCUCUAUUAUCAGGGGGCCCAAUAAAUGGGCAUUCAUACAAGUACUAGUACCGGUACUCGAGUACGAGUACCUGUGAAAAAGGUCUUAGUUUGAAUCUCUUGUAAUCUAUUUCCAGCCGAGGAAGGAUACAUUCCGGUCCUCGUUCUUUUCUUGACCAGAUCUCCUGGUCACGACGACACAUUGGAUCAAGGGCGCACCGGCACCGGCAGAGUGCCUGUCUACUGAGGCAGGGUGAACCAGACAUGCCAGUCCCCGGAAACUAACGUGGGGUGCCGGCGAUCCUAUGAUACACGUAUUAUCCCCGCACGGUUGCCCCACGAGGCACGGGCAUGGAUGGAUUGGGUCCGAUUUAGGGUCUUGCAGCACUGUAAACUUCUUGCUUACGGGUAGGGGCAGGGAGUCCUUUGUUAUCAUGUCAUUAGGUUUUUUUUUGGGGGGGGGGUGAUCGGGACAGAGGAGGCUUCCCCAUGACUCGGGCCCUGGUCCAUUUUGUGUGCCUACGAGUGCACGUGAGAGUAGAGGGGUCGUCUCGGGGGGAGCCCCGUUUUGAUAGAUUUCCGGAAUACCCGUACCGGUAUGUCAGAUACUGGCACGCAAUCUUGAUACUGGAGCCGGAACGGCACUCAAGCAGAAGAGAGAGAGGGUCCUGGGUCUUGGGUCUUGGAAGCUUUUCGAGCUGUUGGAUUGUGAGUGGGCGGGGAGACGAAAGAACACACGCAAGAGAAGAAAAAAAAAGAGAGAGAGACGAAAAGAAAAGAAAAGAACAGGGGGGUACAAAGGUUCGGAAUUCCUGUUCCACCGGUGCAGAACCCUGGCCGAGGGUUGAGCGUGUUCCCUGUUUGUUGUUACCGAUAUCAUUGUUGUUUCUCGGUCACUGGGCACGGGAGGGUUGGUGCGUUGUCUAUCAUAUUCAUAGUUGUAUCAUAACAGGGAACCAUAGCGCCAAGAGGGGGAAUCCAGGGCAUGAACUACGGUACAGUACAGCGCUCGUAGAGUACCGGUACUCGAGUACCGUACGGCACCCGAGCAAGAUAAACGGCCACGGCAAGGCACCGUGAUAUUUUGGUCCACUGAAUAUUGAGGAAACCAGAUGUCGGGGUGUGGUGUGCGCGUAACGUGCAAAUGGUUGGGAAUGGACUGACCCUCCAUUUCUGAUGUCAUGCGUCGCGCCGCAUAUCCGGGAAUCAGGGACGAAAUUAUCAAAUGGGCGAGGGGGGCAAAGUGAGUGGACGGGGCGAGAAGGCGGGCAGGGGAGAAAGAGUGCAAGGUCUGGAGGAAGAGGAGGGGGAAGAUGCAUCCCUCCAAGCCCAGUUGUUGGAAUGGCGGUUGGAAGAGGAGGUUGAUGGCGCAUAAUUUUGGCAUUCGGUGCGCUCGGGAGGGUCAGAGUUAUUUUGUUACCGUAUCAUACGGUACUAUACUAGUACGAGUACGGUGAGCACUGUACUGUACUCGAGCACAUAGGAACCAGAUAUCCAGUGCGGUUUCCAGUGUGGAUACAAAUAUAAUAUCCACCCGCCGCGAUCCCGCUCUGUUACUGGAUUACCAGAAAGUGAUCUGGAACGGAAGGUGUGUGUGUAGGCGUGUGUGUGUGUGAAAUUUUAUCAUAGGCCUGCAACACUCGAGUACGGGAUAGUACCGGUAUUGCAGCCUUUUGGGUACCGGUACUGUGCUCGCUGGCACAGUGCUCGAGUACCGAAUGGCGGUGGAGAAAACCCGUUUCCUCUGCCCUGUUCGAGCCCGGUCUCUUUGACUGUGUCCAGCAGAAUAUUUCCCACUUUUACUGGGCCAUCCCGACUUACUCGUGCAUGGUAGAGGCUGUGUCCAAGGUUCAUGCCAACUAUCAUGCGGUCAGAGAUUUUGCAGAGAUUGCCGAAUUGUAGAUUUAAUGUCCGCCCCAACAAUGCUGUGGUACACUCCUGCGGUCUCCGCCGUUGUCGCUUGGUAUGCAUAGCGGCAAAGGCUCGCUAGCAAACCUUCCAUUCCACUGCUCCGCACCAUAAC